AGAAACACGUGACAUUUGAACUUUGUAUUUAAUUUAAGUUUAGUUUGUUUUUCGGAUCAUGUCAUUUUUGUUUAUUUCACGUUAGUUAUUACUAUUUCUAUGGACAUGUCAGUGAAUUAAUCCAGCUAAAUUCAAGGAGUGAAUAUUACAUAUGAAACGCACAGAAUUCAUCCCGUGGUCAUUUUAGCUACAUUAUUAACAACAUAUUAGAUUAGACAUUUCAGGGUUUCAUUUGUGGCAGUCAUAUCGCAUAUUAGUUAAGAACAGUAUAUUCUAUAUACAUCUCCGAAUUAAAAAUUCGAGUAGGAUCUAUAACAUCUCUAUUUCUAAAACAACUUUACACGUCCGUUCUAUUUUCCUGCAAAGACACGCGACUUUGACAGCUGCGAAAUCUGACGUCACCUCUGCUCGACACAUCUUUGUCAGUGAACAAAAUGGCGACCUACUGUCUUACCGUUGCUCGGCUCCAGCUUGCCCUGGGCCAGGGUGUGCGGCGUCUGCAUGUGUCUGCAGCCUUCAAUGCCAAGGCCAAAGUUUCAAUGAGCCGCUUUGAGCCCAGCAACUACGUCAGCUAUGAGAAGCUCAAUGAGAACGUCAACAUUGUGCGCAAAAGACUCAACCGUCCCCUCACUCUCUCUGAGAAGAUCGUCUACGGCCAUCUGGAUGACCCUGUGGGGCAGGACAUCGCCAGGGGGCAUACGUACCUACGUCUGCGGCCGGACCGCGUGGCCAUGCAGGAUGCCACGGCCCAGAUGGCCAUGCUGCAGUUCAUUAGCAGUGGCCUGCCUUGUGUGGCUGUGCCCUCCACUAUCCACUGUGAUCAUCUGAUCGAGGCCCAGAUCGGCGGAGCCAAGGACCUAGCGAGAGCAAAGGACAUUAAUGCAGAGGUGUAUAACUUCCUGGCCAGUGCUGGAGCCAAAUAUGGAGUGGGAUUCUGGAAACCAGGCUCUGGCAUCAUCCAUCAGAUAAUCCUGGAGAACUAUGCCUACCCAGGGGUGUUGCUGAUUGGCACAGACUCUCACACACCCAAUGGUGGUGGACUGGGCUCCAUCUGCAUUGGAGUGGGAGGGGCUGAUGCUGUUGAUGUCAUGGCUGGCAUCCCCUGGGAGCUCAAAUGUCCAAAGGUGAUUGGGGUGAAACUGACAGGUAAGCUGUCAGGGUGGACGUCCCCCAAGGACGUGAUCCUGAAGGUGGCUGGGAUUCUGACCGUGAAAGGGGGUACUGGAGCCAUUGUGGAGUACCACGGACCUGGGGUGGAUUCCAUCUCCUGCACAGGAAUGGCCACAAUCUGCAACAUGGGGGCUGAGAUUGGAGCCACCACCUCUGUGUUCCCCUACAACCACCGCAUGAAGACCUACCUGGAGAAGACUGGCCGCGGAGACAUUGCUUCCCUGGCUGACGAUUAUGCUGACCUGCUGGUUCCAGACCCGGGCUGUGAAUAUGACUCGAUUGUCGAGAUCAACCUGGAUGAGCUGAAGCCCCACAUCAACGGGCCCUUCACCCCCGACCUGGCUCACCCCAUGGCAGACAUUGGGGCCACGGCAGUGAAGAAUGGCUGGCCCCUGGAGGUCAAAGUAGGUCUGAUUGGCAGCUGCACCAACUCCAGUUAUGAGGACAUGGGCCGCUCUGCCUCCGUGGCCAAACAGGCCUUGGACAAAGGGCUGAAGUGCAAGGCCGCAUUUACCAUCACCCCCGGGUCUGAACAGAUCCGUGCCACCAUCGAGAGAGACGGAUAUUCCAAGAUCCUCGGUGAUGUUGGUGGAAUGGUCCUGGCCAACGCAUGUGGACCCUGCAUUGGACAGUGGGAUAGGCGUGAUGUGAAGAAAGGAGAGAAAAACACCAUCGUCACAUCUUACAACAGGAACUUCACCGCUAGGAAUGAUGCCAACCCAGCCACACACGCCUUCGUCGCCUCCCCUGAGAUCGUCACAGCCCUGGCAAUAGCAGGAACCCUGGAUUUCAACCCUGAGGUUGACUACCUCACUGCCGCCAACGGAGAGAAGUUCAAGCUGGAGCCUCCCAGCGCAGACGAGCUGCCCAAGUUGGACUUUGACCCUGGUCAGGACACCUACCAGCACCCCCCUGCAGAGGGUGGAUCCAAGCUGAGGGUGGACGUCAGCCCCACUAGCACCCGGCUGCAGCUGCUGGAGCCCUUUGACAAGUGGGCGGGCGGAGAUCUGGAGGACCUACAAGUCCUCAUCAAGGUGAAGGGGAAGUGCACCACAGACCACAUCAGUGCUGCCGGCCCCUGGCUAAAGUUCCGUGGUCACCUUGACAACAUCUCUAACAACAUGCUGAUCGGAGCAGUCAACAUAGAGAACGAUGGCAUCAACAAGAUCAAGAACCAGCUGACGGGAGAGUAUGGCGGUGUUCCUGACGUCGCCCGCCAUUACAAGGCCAACGGUCUGUCGUGGGUGGUUGUGGGAGAUGACAACUACGGUGAGGGAUCCAGCAGAGAGCAUGCCGCCCUGGAGCCCAGACACCUGGGAGGAAGAUGCAUUAUCGUCAAAAGCUUCGCCAGGAUCCACGAGACUAAUCUGAAGAAACAGGGUAUGCUGCCCCUGACCUUCCAGAUCCCUGCUGACUACGACAAGAUCCGACCAGACGACAAGAUCUCCAUCAAAGGACUCGCAAACUUCACCCCAGGAAAGCCCCUGUCUGCAGUAGUGAACCACAGUGACGGCAGCAAAGAUGACUUCCAGCUGAACCACACCUUCAACGAGACACAGAUCGAGUGGUUCCAGGCCGGCUCCGCCCUCAACAGAAUGAAGGAGCUCCAGUAACUGGAGAGGGAGAUCUACGGAUACAGGGGGAGGCGUGGAGAAGAUGGGGGACACUGGUUAGGCAGAGAUGGGGGCAGGUUUUCAGUGUUUAAAGACAUGGGAUGUGUUUCAAUCUUGAACGGCUUCCUUUCCUCCUCUCCUUAUGUUCGUUACCCUGAUCUGAAGGUACAUUUUAAUGACUAUCUGCUCCAUUUAACCAAUCAGCGAUAAGUAGGGAAAGGAGGAGAGGAAACUAUUUAAAGAGUAUUGAGACAUGGCCAUGGUAAAGAAUAAAAGCCACACCCCCUCAGAUUAUAUGAAGCUUCCGGUCCAAUCAUCAACCACUGCAUGUGUCAUCCGCUGCCCACACCGUAGAGAGUCCAACAACUUCUCAUAUGUAAGAGACAUGUUUAACCUCGCAGUACAGACGACAGGAGUGCGUAGACACAGACCAGUACUACUGUACAGUUUAAGGUAGUGUCGUAGACUCAGAUACUGUUUACAAAGGAAGACUUACCGCUUUUGAGACACACACCAACACGUUCUUCUUUGAGUGGAACGGUAACCUAACACACUGCCAACUGCAGCUCCUCCAGUUAUCACAGCUGUUCAAACAGUCCAUCCAAACUGUAGUCGCUCACCUGGUCUCUGAGUCUAACACUGUAUCUGUCACAGGCUGCAUGAGAUAUCUGCUUUAGUGAUUGUGUGAUGGAGUGUUUGCUUUGUCCUUUCAGCUCCAUCCACACCCUGUAAGCUGCUGUUCAUUUUCUUGUAGUCUCAAAGACUAGAAUACACCGAGACUGGUUAACACACAGCAAACGGACAUCUGUGUAUGUAUGUGUUGUCUAUAUAUUAAUUAGUGUGUAUGCGUUAACUCUUCGUAACAACAGCCAAUCUCCAUAACACCCCUGUGCUUUUGAAUCUUACUGAAUAUUACCACACUGGUCAAAGCUUCCAAUAUUUUAGAGUGAUUACUUACCUAUUUUUCCUCUAAAAGCUUGGAUGUGCAUUAAAGUGGUGUUUUGCUUGUUUUUUUAUUUCGGUCUCCUCUGGAGAAAUGUGUUAUUUGGACUACCAGACUCUUUCGUGCUGUCCUGUGUAUUUUUGAGUGCCUUUCCUUUUCUUUUGGGGGGGGUGUUGUUAUGUUAGGGUGCAGAGUUUGUCCUGGUCAGGGAAAAAUUCCUGGCCCUUAUGUGUUUUUCAUUGUGUCUUUAUCACAGAAGUGAACCCCUGUGUCAAAGCUAGAUACUGCUGGACCAGUAGUUCCCAACCAGGGGUACUCCAGGCAGAGAGAGAUUCAGUUGGUGGUACAGUAACCGAAAAAGGUUAGAAACCACUGCACAACUCCCAUUGCUUGGCAGUGAAUGGGAACUCUCAAACACACUAGCUAACUCUGCCUAGAAACAUUUCAACAAUGAAUUACACAUUUUGUAUGAAUUUCUGUAAAGUUAUUAACCACAUUGAAACAUUGACUCCAACAGCAUUAAAAUUGUGACCAAGGGCAGCAACUUUCUGAGUCUGUUGUGGUGUGUUCUGCUUUGUAAUAAUCUCCAUUGUAUACCAUCACCACUCCCCUCCUGUCUACAGUAUUGAAUGUGUCUGGAUCAUGUAUAUUUAAAUAUUUUUGGUUUUCCAGUUUUUUUUCUCUGAUGUUGAAUAAAUUAGUGUUAUUCAGUCACGGUGGGUUGUAAAAUAAACUGACAUUUCAAUGAAUAUAGACCACUGCUUCUGUGGGUUAA
This is a messenger RNA of Oncorhynchus kisutch (coho salmon), 4501 nucleotides long. Its product is annotated as aconitate hydratase, mitochondrial-like. Bases 435 to 2783 code for a protein of 782 amino acids. Gene Ontology annotation, cellular component: cytosol; mitochondrion. Gene Ontology annotation, biological process: tricarboxylic acid cycle. Gene Ontology annotation, molecular function: 4 iron, 4 sulfur cluster binding; aconitate hydratase activity. The record is from RefSeq and is a predicted model, not a curated record. Lineage: Eukaryota; Metazoa; Chordata; Actinopteri; Salmoniformes; Salmonidae. The transcript is spliced from 17 exons.